CGAGCGCGCCCCGGCCCCGCGCCCCCCAACGGCCCCCAACCGCCGCGCAGUCCCGAGGCGCCAUGAGGGGCCCGCGCUGCGCCCCGCUGCUGCUCCUGCUGCUGCUGCCGCCGCUGCUGCUCACGCCCCCCGCCGGGGACGCCGCCGUCAUCACUGGGGCCUGCGACAAGGACCCCCAGUGUGGUGGAGGCAUGUGCUGUGCUGUUAGUAUCUGGGUUAAGAGCAUAAGGAUUUGCACACCUAUGGGCAAAGUGGGAGACAGCUGCCAUCCGCUGACUCGUAAAGUUCCAUUUUUUGGGCGGAGAAUGCAUCACACAUGUCCAUGUAUGCCGGGCUUAGCCUGUUUACGGACUUCAUUUAAUCGAUUUAUUUGUUUAGCCCGAAAGUAAUCACUUCAGAGUAGAAACUUUAAAUGUGAACAACCACAUGAUGUCUGUAAAGUCUAUUUACUUGUGAUUGUGCCCAACAAGUAUAAUAUGCCAGAAAGAAAUGCUCUUGCUUCCUCAGCUAUCCAAGUAACGUUUCUAUCUUUGAUGUUUAAAUGACUUUUUUUUUUUUUUUCUGAAAGAGGAUUUCUAUUUUGGAUAGAAAUGUAGAGUGCGGGGCAUUAUGGAACCGGUUCUCAUUUCCCUGUUUGUGUUUUGGCUUGGUCUGGCCUUUUUUAAUGCCAGUAACUCACCCAUUUUCACAGAAAUGAGGAGAAUAAGAAUUUGGUCUUUUGUUACAGAAACUUUUUUGUCUGAAACCCCCUCACCCCAGCCCUGCCCACCACCACACACACACACACACACACACACACACACACACACACACCCUCUGGUGUCUUUUCUCUCCUCAAAGAAUUUUAAGGCCCCCACUUAUUCUUUGCCAUUUCCCUUCUGGGCCCUCUAGCAUUUUAACGAGGGGAACAGGGUUGUUAGAUAUCCUUUAGCUUGCUGGGAAAAUCAGUGUGGAAAAUCAAGCUUUUUUGCCUGAUACUUAAACAGCAAAGGGUGUGUGGUUGAACUAGACACUCCACAAUUUUCCUGGACGAAGUAGAGGUGGGCAUACUCUCCAGCUUUCGUGGACCCUGUCCAUGCAACAGAACCUCAGAUCCGCUGUGUGACAGGUGUGAGCUCAGAAGGCAUGGAAAGUCCAUUUAGACCUUAUUUCUAGAUUUAGGGUUUUUUGGGUUUUUUAGUAAGAAACACUUCUCCAAUAUGUUACACUUCUUUUUCUUCCUGUGAAGUUUAUUUUUUAAGUCUCAUGAUUAGAGAUGUUCCAGAAAAUGUCCCUUGAAGAGGAAGUAUUAAUUUUAAUCUGGCAUAACACUAGUUACCAUUUUAAAGUCGGUAUUAAGUUGUAAUUUAAACUUUACUUGUAACCAAAAGGUCUAUUGUAAUGGGUUACCUGACAUCCUGCCAUGUGUCCCUAUAUCAAUAUUGCUGUGUAAAAAUUCUGUAUCAGAAUAAUGACAGUAUUGUAUAUCAUUUGAUUUAUUUUAAUAUUAUAUCCUUAUUUUUGUCACAGUUGUUGUCAGUUUUUAUUACAAGCAGAUUUCUAUUAGCUCACAUUCUAAAAUGGGUAAAGACCCCCAAAUUGGUAAAAUAGCACCAACAGUAUUUGCGUGUUCACUUUACAUACAGGAAAGUUCUGUUUGCAUGAAUUUUAAGGUAGUACAAAAAAUAAACAAUGUGUAAAUCGGUGAGGGUUUUGGAACAAGAAAGAAACUUGUGAUAUGCAGAACUGGUUGUAAUCAGGAAUGGACUCAUGGGAUUUCACUGUAUUGAUUCAGCAUAUAGUGACCCAGUGUUUACCAAGAGUGGUCAGGCAGGAUGCGAGGCGAUAGCCUUAAGGUGAUGCCAGUGGCCCAGCCUUGCAAAACCCACCAAGUAUUGUAAAUGGAAUCAACGUCAACAAAUAAACAGCUUAUGAAAUGUGUUCAACUGAGUAAACUUGACCAUGCCAACCCACUAACCGUUGCAAAAAAAAAAAAAAAAAGAAA
This is a messenger RNA of Prionailurus viverrinus (fishing cat), 1984 nucleotides long. It is a transcript of the gene PROK2, whose product is annotated as prokineticin 2. Lineage: Eukaryota; Metazoa; Chordata; Mammalia; Carnivora; Felidae. The record is from RefSeq and is a predicted model, not a curated record. Bases 63 to 389 code for a protein of 108 amino acids. The transcript has 3 exons.